GUCUCCACCUUGAUUGACUUCUUCCUUGGUUAUGCGCCAAACACGUCAGCCAUCCACGGCGUCUGAAGUGGAAACGGGUGGUUUGUCGGCCAAGAAGCUUUCUCAUAGAAGAAACAUUUUUUUUGACCCACGAAAACGAAGCGGCGUUCUAUAUUGUCCGUGUUAAAAUGAAGAGACGGAUACACUUUGGUUUCCUAUUGGUUUAUGUGCUAGUAUGCUAUUUCUGUUUGUGCUCGGCAUUUUAUCUUCCGGGUUUAGCACCAGUGAGUUUUUGUGAAGCAGGUAAAGGAGGUGAAGAAUGCCAGACAGAAAUUCAGCUUUUUGUGAACCGCUUGGACACAGUGGAGUCAGUGCUGCCUUAUGAGUAUGACGUGUUUGACUUUUGCAAAGAUGCAAAGAUGAGGCCAUCUGAGAACCUUGGGCAAGUGCUGUUUGGUGAACGAAUCGAGUCAUCACCAUACAAGUUCACUUUCAAAAAAGACCAGAAAUGCCAAAUAGUGUGCACUAAAUCAUACAAGAAAGAUAACCGUGACGAUGUAACAAAAUUGGAUUUCCUCAAGAUGGGAAUGCAGCUUAACUAUCAGCAUCACUGGAUCAUUGACAACAUGCCAGUGACAUGGUGCUAUGAUGUGGAGGAUGGUCAAAAGUAUUGCAACCCAGGCUUCCCUAUUGGCUGUCUCGUUACCUCAGAUGGCAGAGCUAAAGAUGCUUGUGUCAUCAAUGCCGAGUUCAACAAGAAGAACACAUUUUACGUCUUCAACCAUGUGGACAUCAGGAUCACUUACCACAGCGGAGAAUUAGAAGGAUGGACCGGGGCUCGGCUAGUCAGUGCCACUCUGGAGCCUAAGAGCAUCAAACAUGUGGAUGAGGCGCAUCCAACUUGUGAUGGAGGCACCCCAGUGGAGAUUCCUGUUGAAUUUGAGAAUGAUGAAAUAACUUACUCUUACUCUGUGACUUUUGAGGAAAAUAAUAAAAUCAAGUGGGCCUCCAGGUGGGAUUACAUCUUGGUGUCCAUGCCUCACACCAAUAUCCAGUGGUUUAGCAUCAUGAACUCCUUGGUCAUUGUUCUCUUCCUAUCUGGGAUGGUUGCCAUGAUCAUGCUGAGAACCCUGCACAAGGAUAUUGCACGAUACAACCAAGUAGACCAGGCAGACUUGAUAAAGCUUCCAUCAUCCCAGGGAAAAACCACUCUACCAUAUGAGGAUGCGCAGGAGGAUCGGGGUGGGAAGCAGGUGCAUGGAGAUGUAUUCCGUCCACCCAGGAAAGGCAUGCUACUGUCUGUGUUCCUUGGUCAGGGCACCCAGAUCUUCAUCAUGACCUUCAUCACGCUGUUCUUGGCCUGUCUGGGCUUCUUGUCGCCAGCCAACAGAGGUGCUCUUAUGACGUGUGCUGUGGUCCUCUGGGUGCUGCUGGGCACCCCUGCUGGCUAUGUAUCUGCACGACUCUAUAAAACAUUCGGAGGUGAGAAGUGGAAGACAAACGUCUUGUUGACGGCACUCUUGUGCCCAGGCAUUGUGUUUGCAGACUUCUUCAUGAUGAACCUGAUCCUCUGGGUGGAGGGUUCCUCUGCAGCAAUCCCCUUUGGCACUCUAGUUGCUAUUUUAGCCCUGUGGUUUGGAAUUUCUGUGCCCCUCACUUUCAUUGGAGCCUACUUUGGAUUCAAGAAACCUGCUAUUGAGCAACCAGUGCGAACAAAACCAAAUCCAUCGUCAGAUCCCAGAGCAGUACAUAUCGUUACAAAGCCUAUACCUGGUAUCGUUAUGGGUGGAAUUCCUCCUUUUGGUUGCAUUUUUCAUCCGAGCGCUUCUUUAAUCCUCAACAGCAUUUGGUCGCACCAGAUGUACUACAUGUUUGGUUUUCUGUUCCUGGUUUUCAUUAUUCUACUCAUCACUUGCUCCGAGGCCACAAUUCUGCUCUGCUACUUCCACCUGUGUGCUGAGGAUUAUCACUGGUGGUGGCGCUCUUUCCUGACCAGUGGAUUCACAGCAGUGUAUCUAUUUAUCUAUGCUGUGCAUUACUUCUUUUCCAAGCUGCAAAUAAUUGGAGCAGCCAGCACCUUCCUCUAUUUUGGAUACACAAUGAUUAUGGUCCUCAUCUUCUUCCUUUUCACAGGUACAAUUGGUUUCUUUGCCUGCUUCUGGUUUGUAAAUAAGAUCUACAGCGUGGUAAAGGUGGACUAAGGACCAAUGAUCCUGAGUGCUGUCACGGUACUGGCCUCCUCAGUGGUGACAGUGUGAAAAGUGGUCUGAUUGGACUUGAACUGAAACUACAAGUUAUCACAGUGCAUAAGAGCAGAGCCCGUCCUCUUUGUGCUUUAAACCUCUGUUGCUCUUAUUUUCUUCUUUCCAGAUACUGGGGUUUUUGCUUUUUCCACUCUUGACAGAUAAUAUUUUGAGUGGUGCGUGAAGCAUUAUGGGUUACAAUAAUUUAGUGGGGUUAACAGAAGUUCAAAUUAUAUUUUAAUUUUUAAUUAAAGUAAAAUGUUUUGCAUUUUCCACUUCUAUUCUCGUAUGCAUAAAUAUUUUGUUUUUUCAUUGCUGUUCUGUAAUGGAGUCUGUGUGUACAUAUACUGUAUAGAGAUUGUGUGCUACUUAAUGAUUGUCAACAUUUUGGAACCUUUCUCUUGUUUCUUCUCCUCCAGGUAAAGGAGUUUGAAAUUAAAUGUAAAUGGCCUAUAAUGUAGUUGAAGUAUUGCUAUGGUACAUAUCCAUUUGCUCCAAUUUGAUAGUCACAUUUAAGUUGUGUAGAAAAAAAUGUACUUUUGGUUAUGAAGCAUAUUUGUAUUAUAUGCUACAGGAAUGUUGUACAUUUUAAGGCCACUUCUUAAUGGCGUCACUCGUUUGACCAUACAGAGGAUUGUCACUUAAUCAUAAUGCAGACACUUGAUUUUCUUGAAAUACAGAGAUGCACCCUUUUAAAUUUUACUAAGUGGUUUGCUGAGGCUGUAACUACACAAAACACUGCUGCCUUUGCUUCAGCAGUGUGGAGUCAUCACCCAAGGUGAUAACAGUUAUACAAAUAAAUGCAGUUAAAUUGGAAAUG
Thalassophryne amazonica is the source of this 3042-nucleotide messenger RNA. It is a transcript of the gene tm9sf5, whose product is annotated as transmembrane 9 superfamily member 2. Lineage: Eukaryota; Metazoa; Chordata; Actinopteri; Batrachoidiformes; Batrachoididae. Gene Ontology annotation, biological process: protein localization to membrane. The record is from RefSeq and is a predicted model, not a curated record. Gene Ontology annotation, cellular component: membrane.